AUGGCUGCCUACCCUAAAGAAAUGAGAGGCAAGGGACAGCAAUUGAGAAAUGGGCAUGUAACCAACUCAGACGCUCGGAGGGAGAAGAGCCGAGAUGAACCUAGGCGACACAUCGGAAAGCUCGACGCUCUGAUCGCGAUCCCAGGACCGAUCAACUUACAUAGCGAUCGGGCUAGGGGCGUUACAGCAUCUGCCGACGGGAUGGCAGACGCUAAUUCCGUGCGUGACGGCAUGGUUUAUCCCCGAGAAAUCGACACUGCCUCGACGGCCUCGAGGAGCGCACUAUCCUACCGCACCCAUGACUCUCCGUGGUCCCAGCGAGACGCAUCGUCCAUCUCAUCGAUAUACAUACCCACCACGCUGCCCGCGCUCCAGACUAAGGGUGGCAUAGACAAUGACAGGCUCGAGCCAUUGCGCGAGGAAGAAUAUGACCCCGCCUCCUUUGAUCUUAUUGUGCCAGCACACGCACUAGGCAAGCAGUACACCCUCGAAACACAAUCCGAGCUACUCUUCUCCAUCAAGCACCUCAAGGUGAUAUUUAAGGAUCCUUUACUGCUCCAACGAUUCUCAAACUUCCUUUCCUCGUCGCGGCCAGACUCGUUGCCUCUAUUGGCCUACUACUUGGACACCCUCAAGGCGCUCAAAGCCAUUGACUACGCCAAUGCUCUGACGGGCUCACUCAAGACCAUAAACGGGCUUCAAUUCACCCAAGAUCCUGUCACCAGCACCAUCAACAAUGCGCUACGCAAGAGGGCUAACGAUACCUUCGAGGUCAUAGCCAACCACGACCUGCCUGCCUACAUCACGCAUACAUUCAUCCAGACAGUCAGUGUGACCAUAAAGCGGAGAAUAACAGACACGCUAUCGCCGCAAUUAAGGGACAUAUCAGAAGGACUUACCGAAGUUUUCUAUUUAUCUGACCCAUCACGACCCGACAACCCCAUCGUCUUUGCAAGUGAAGAGUUCCACAGAACGACCCAGUACGGCAUGAACUAUGCCAUCGGUCGGAACUAUCGCUUCCUCCAGGGCCCCAAAACCAACCCUUUUAGUAUACGGAGGAUCCGAGAGAAGCUCGAAGCCGGCAAGGAACACUGCGAGACAUUCCUCAACUACCGCCGCGACGGCUCCCCUUUUAUAAACCUGCUCAUAGUGGCUCCGUUAUAUGAUUCUAGGGGUAUCGUGCGCUACCACCUGGGCGCACAAGUCGAUGUGUCUGGUCUUGUCAAGGAAUGCUCAGGCUUGGACUCGCUUUCGAGACUCAUGCAGCGGGAGAACCCUGAGCAGUACCCAGGUGAGGCGCCCGUUCAACAUCACUCAGACCACAACAAGGACGAAUUCCGUGAGCUGGCUGAGAUGUUUGAUCUCUCCGAGCUCAAGACAAACAGGCCGAGGUUGGUCAUCUCUGACGACGCCUCAAUCAACCGGCGGCCAUCAGAUCCGAUUCUUCAUGAGUCGGUCAACACAUACCGGGGCGGACGCCUCAGCGGUAUCUUCCAGCACUAUCUGCUCGUCCGACCAUACCCAAACCUACGUAUCCUCUUCGCAUCGCCAUCACUACGUAUUCCCGGCAUGCUACAAAGCCCGCUCCUGUCGCGCAUCGGAGGUUCUGACCGCGUUCGGGACACCCUCUCUCAUGCUUUUGCCGAUAGCCACGGCAUAACUGCCAAGAUCCGCUGGCUAUCACGGUCAGACAUGCAAGCCCAAAGCCACCACUCGCGCGUCAUGAACCAUGAGAGCCAUAGCGAGGGCGGUGGUCAACCUCCACCAGCGUCUCGAGGCCGUAGCCGCUAG
Messenger RNA from Fusarium vanettenii 77-13-4, 1791 nucleotides. RefSeq lists its product as uncharacterized. Gene Ontology annotation, cellular component: nucleus. The transcript has 5 exons. The record is from RefSeq and is a predicted model, not a curated record. NCBI's taxonomy places the organism in Eukaryota, Fungi, Ascomycota, Sordariomycetes, Hypocreales, Nectriaceae. The coding region runs from base 1 to 1791 and encodes 596 amino acids.